CAUGUGACCCCCUUUUGCUGCUUCACGCCUUCACUCCAACACUCUCCCCUCCACCACCCCCACCUCUAGCUAAACCUUCUUCCCCCCAAACCCAGCCUCCUGCCGCCGCCACCCCCAGCCACGGCCAUGCGCCUCCUCUUGCUAGCGCUCGCCAUAGCGCUAGCCUCCACCACGGCCACAUCCCAGCCGCAACCCGACCCGCCGCCGACCUUCGCAUUCCCGAACCCGCGCCUCCGCGCCGCCUACAUCGCGCUCCAAACCUUCCGCCGCACGGCCAUCUUCUCCGACCCCUUCAACCUCACCGCCAACUGGUCGGGCCCCAACGUCUGCGCCUACGCCGGCGUCUUCUGCGCGCCACACCCAACCCUCCCUGGCUCCCCUCUCGUGGUCGCCGGGCUCGACCUCAACGGCGCCGACAUCGCCGGCUUCCUGCCCCCCUCCCUCCCCGCCGGCCUCCCCGACCUGGCGCUCCUCCACCUCAACUCCAACCGCUUCUGCGGCGUGCUCCCGGACACCUUCCUCCACCUCCGCCUCCUCCACGAGCUCGACCUCAGCAACAACCGCUUCGUCGGCGCCUUCCCCGCCGUCGUCCUCAGCCUGCCCCAGCUCAAGUACCUCGACCUCAGGUUCAACGACUUCGAGGGCCCCAUCCCGCGGGGGCUCUUCGACCGCCCGCUCGACGCCAUCUUCCUCAACUCCAACCGCCUCACCAACCCCAUCCCGCCCAACCUCGGCAACUCCCCGGCCUCCGUCCUCGUGCUCGCCCACAACCGCCUCGGCGGCUGUAUCCCGCCGUCGAUUGGGCAGAUGGCCAACACGCUCAACGAGAUCGUGCUCAUCGACGACGGCCUCACGGGUUGCAUCCCGCCGCAGGUUGGGUUGCUCAGCAAGGUCACAGUGUUUGAUGUUAGUGGGAACUUGCUCCAGGGCACUCUUCCGGGGAGCGUCGCGGGGUUGGCGGCCGUGGAGCAGCUUAACGUGGCCGGGAACCUUCUGGAAGGCCCCGUGCCGGCGAGCGUGUGCGGGCUGAGGAGCCUCAGGAAUUUCACCUAUGAGGAUAACUUCUUCACUUACCGGCCAGGAUGCGCGGCGGCGACCGCGGAUGGGAGGUGGAACUGUAUCCCUGGGGCUCCUGCGCAGAGGCCGCCGGCGCAGUGUGCCGCGGCUGCUGCGCAUCCGUUUGACUGCAGCAAGGCGCAAUGUCAGGCGGCGGCACCGGGGUCUGGUAGGGGCAGGGACAGGCGCGGAGGUGGCCGCGUGCCGCCUACUCCAGCGGGAGCGCCUCGGCCACGUACACGCAUAGCGCCGCCGAGGUCGUCGACUCCGUCGCAGCCAUUGCCGCCUCCGGGCUCGGGUGCUCCUCCAUCGUACCCGUCCCCGCCUGGGAGUUCUUCCCCCACGACGCCAGGAAUGACGGCGCCCCCGCCGCCGCCGACCUUCAGCGAGAGCCCCGGCCACGCAAUGCCGCCCUUGUCAUCUGCCCCGGCGCCGCCAUCUCGCGGCGGCUCGCCUCCGUCCGCCGGCUACCAGCCGCCGUCGGCGUCGUCUCCGUCCGGCGGUCAGCCCACCACGGCGCCGCCCCCGGCAGAACACCCCGGGUACGUCCUGCCGCCCCUCGCGCCGCCGACCGCGCCCGCGCCCGCGCCAUCUUCGCCUCUGCCGCUGCCGGCGCCGGGUUCCUCCUGGACACCGCCGCCGCCGCCACAGAGCGGCGGCGGGCCACCGUCUUCUCCGCCGACGCUGCCGUUCCCGCCGGUGCACGGCGUGCAGUACGGGUCGCCACCGCCGCCGUUGCCGCCGGUCUACGGGGUGUCGUACUCGUCGCCGCCGCCGCCGCUCCCGCCGGUCUAUGGGGUGUCGUACGCCUCUCCGCCGCCGCCAACGGGGCCGUAGAAGUAGCUAGCUAGCUAAGGUAGCCGUGGUUGAUCGGUCGUUCGCCACCUCGACGCUCGUCAGUCAGCCAGCCCAGUGCCCCAGUCUUCAGUUCGUCACCCGUACAUCUUUCCUUGUAGCUUCUUCUUCCUCCUCCUCCUCUUCAUUGUUCUUUUUUUUCUCGUUUUCAUUUCCUCUGUCCCGUGUUCCUUAUUAUGGCUCGUUAUUUAUUUCAUCAGAAUUAAAUUCGAAGCUAGUAGGCUGUAUGGUAUGGAUUCUUUUAUUUCUUCUACUACUAUCAAUGAGCUCAUCAGUCCUCA
Brachypodium distachyon (stiff brome) is the source of this 2192-nucleotide messenger RNA. Its product is annotated as leucine-rich repeat extensin-like protein 1. The record is from RefSeq and is a predicted model, not a curated record. Gene Ontology annotation, molecular function: protein binding. The transcript has a single exon. Bases 127 to 1893 code for a protein of 588 amino acids. NCBI's taxonomy places the organism in Eukaryota, Viridiplantae, Streptophyta, Magnoliopsida, Poales, Poaceae.